CAGAGAGAUUUAAGGAACAGGAGCGGUUCACAUUGUUUUCCAGAACCCAGAAAACAAGGGGAAAAUGGCAACCUCCAAAAAAUAACAGCCAGCAAGGAGGCCUUAACAAAUUCCCCCCAAGAGCAACUGCGUGCUUUUCCCUUAUAAAAGACAGCCCCGUCGAUUAACGCAUAGUCCUCUGGAAUAAGAAAAGCAAGCAGGAACAAUGGCAAAGUCUGUUAUCUUCCUGGCGGCUUCUGCCCUUUGCUUCUUGUCCCUCCUUGGUUUCGCUUACUGCGACAGCCACUUCUCCGUGGAGGGCAAAGUUUACUGUGACACCUGCCGUACCCAAUUUGUAACAAGGAUCAGCACGUACAUGAAAGGUGCAAAGGUGCGGUUGCAGUGCAGGGAACGUGAAGGCGGUGUCAUAACAUACAGCUUAGAGUCGGAAACGGACGAGUCGGGAACGUACCACCUUGGGGUAGACGGCGAGCACGAAGAGGAGGUUUGCGAAAUUGUUCUGGUAAAGAGCAGCGAUCCCAACUGCAGCGAGGUCAGUAAGGAUCCUUUCCUAGACAAGAGUGCUAGGAUCAGCCUCACAAAGAACAAUGGCAUUACAUCCCCAGUACGCCUUGCCAAUCCUCUUGGCUUCAUGAGGAAGGAACGUCUUGAUGGUUGCGGGGAGGUCCUCAGAGAGCUCGGGAUGACAGCAGAAGACGAACAAUAAAGACCAUAAUUUCACAUCACUUUAAUUUGUUACCGAAUAAACCGAGUCCUUUCUUUUUUUCCUUUCACCUACUAUGAAAAUGUUGGGGUUUGGAUGAUUCAUUUCUAAUCAUGUUGUGUCUCCAACAUGUGUAUUAAUGUGCUUAUACUGGCUGAAUAUCUACAAGUAAUGGAUAAAGGAUAUAUUUAUAUAUCAAUGGUCUUCAAACCGUUUGAUCUCUCAUGAAAUUCAUCAUUUGUCCAGA
Messenger RNA from Juglans regia (Persian walnut), 950 nucleotides. Its product is annotated as olee1-like protein. Bases 206 to 706 code for a protein of 166 amino acids. Lineage: Eukaryota; Viridiplantae; Streptophyta; Magnoliopsida; Fagales; Juglandaceae. The transcript has 2 exons. The record is from RefSeq and is a predicted model, not a curated record.